GCGAGACCAGCGAGAGCACCCGGUGGCAUGUCCUUGCGGCUCCACUUUCGCUCCAUCAAGCCGCUGCCCACCAGCAUCAAUCCGCCAGCCUGUCCCUGUUGCUGUCCCCCUGCUCAGGCCCGAUGGCUGCCGAAGACUCUUCAUACGUGAUUCGCCCGAACUUUAAGCAAAAGUUCAGACCCGCUAUCGUCACCCGGCUUAUCCACUCCAUCCUGGUCGAUCGGCUUACGGGCAUCGUCUACCAUCCAGACUCGUGCUCUCAGCUGAGCCGAGAGAUCGCCGACGAAAUCAAGAACAAGCUCAAGGAGCUUGACUUGUCCAGAUACAAGUUUGUUGUCAAUGUCGUUAUCGGAGAGAUGAGAGGCGAAGGCGUAAGGAUGGGAUGUCGCUGUUUUUGGGACGCCGACACCGACAACCUUGCCCAGGAUGUGUUCAUGAACGAUUCGCUAUUCUGCGUUGCCGUAGCGCAUGGAGUUUACUACUACUAGAUCCGAAGGGUGCAUCGUCGGCGCGUUUUGUCGCCUCUGCCAAUCGGCCUUUCGUUGCUGCUGCUGCAUCCACGCCAUCGACACCCGGACUCGCUGUCGGGACUUGGGCAGCCCAUCCAAGACCGAUCUGGCUGCCUGUGCUCCACUCCUUUUCUGUCUGGUGCACUCGCCCGAAAAAGAAAAAAAAUGCUCGCUGGAUAUUCGACUGGCUCUGCUGCCGCCAACUCGCUG
Messenger RNA from Polychytrium aggregatum, 719 nucleotides. RefSeq names its product flagellar inner arm dynein light chain. The transcript has 6 exons. Gene Ontology annotation, biological process: microtubule-based movement. Bases 123 to 488 code for a protein of 121 amino acids. Lineage: Eukaryota; Fungi; Chytridiomycota; Chytridiomycetes; Polychytriales. The record is from RefSeq and is a predicted model, not a curated record. Gene Ontology annotation, molecular function: dynein intermediate chain binding. Gene Ontology annotation, cellular component: cytoplasmic dynein complex; cytoplasm.